Messenger RNA from Cinclus cinclus, 1392 nucleotides. It is a transcript of the gene CDR2L, whose product is annotated as cerebellar degeneration related protein 2 like. The record is from RefSeq and is a predicted model, not a curated record. The transcript has 5 exons. The coding region runs from base 1 to 1392 and encodes 463 amino acids. NCBI's taxonomy places the organism in Eukaryota, Metazoa, Chordata, Aves, Passeriformes, Cinclidae.
AUGCUGAGCGCCGACAGGAUGGAUGAGUUUCAGAGCGAGGAAGAGGAGCCCUGGUACGACCAGCAGGACCUGGAGCAGGACUUGCAAUUGGCUGCAGAGCUGGGGAAGACACUGCUGGAGCGAAACAAAGAGCUGGAGGACUCCCUACAGCAGAUGUAUGCCACCAACGAGGAGCAAGUGCAGGAGAUUGAGUACCUGACCAAGCAACUGGAGAUGCUGCGGCAGAUGAAUGAACAGCACGCAAAAGUCUACGAGCAGCUGGACCUGACAGCACGGGACCUGGAGUUGGCUAACCAGAAGCUCGUGCUGGAAAGCAAGACUUCCCAACAGAAGAUCCAGUGCUUGACAGAAACAAUCGAGGGGCUGCAGAACCAGGUGGAGGAACUGCAGAAGCAGGUGGAGGAAAUGAGGAGCUUGGAGCAGCUCCGCAUCCGGAGGGAAAAGAGGGAGCGGCGCCGAACCAUCCACACCUUCCCCUGCCUUAAGGAGCUGUGCUCCAGCCCCAGGUAUGAGGACGCGUUCCAGGUCCACAGCUCUUCCACAGAAUUCAACCAGAAGCCACUGGAGAGGGAGAACGAGCGUCUCCAAGCCAUGGUGAACUCACUGAGAUCCCAGGUGAACCAGGAGAAGCAGCGGAAGGAGAGGGUGGAGCGCGAGUACACCUCUGUUAUCCAGGAGUACUCGGACCUGGAGCAGCGGGUGUGCGAGAUGGAGAACUGCAAACUGCGCAUCAAGGAGCUGGAGGCAGAGCUGCUGGAGCUGCAGCAGAUGAAACAAGUCAAGAAGUACCUGCUCAGCAGAGAGGACAACCUGUCCGAAGCCCUUCUCGAGCCACUGAACAACGCCCCAGAAGCAGAUUACAUCGACCUGUCCGAGGAGGAGGGAGGCAAAAGCCACGGGACAUCCAUGACCCCUUCCCCAAACCACCCCGUGAGGAAAAGCUGCAGCGACACGGCCCUGAACGCCAUCGUGACCAAGGACGCCGUGAGCCGGCACGAGGGCAAUUACACCCUGCACGCCAACAACGUGCGCAAGCGGGGCAUGUCCAUCCUGCGAGAGGUGGACGAGCAGUACCACGCCCUGCUGGAGAAGUACGAGGAGCUCCUCAGCAAGUGCCGGCAGCACAAGGACAGCGUGCGCCACACGGGCGUGCAGACCUCCCGGCCCAUCUCCCGCGACAGCUCCUUCAGGGACUUCCGAGGAGAGGGGCACGAGCUGGAAGAGCGGAAAACUAUGGAAAAGACCAUCAGCAAACAUGUGGAGGCCGUGGACAAGCGGCUGGAGCAGAGCCAGCCCGAGUACAAGGCUCUUUUUAAGGAGAUCUUCUCCCGCAUCCAGAAAACAAAAGCGGACAUCAACGCCACAAAGGUGAAAAACAAGAGCAGCAAAUGA